AUGCUGCCUCUUGUUAUGACUCUGCUGUGCUUUCUGUGCUCAUCUGUGACCACGCUGACGCCCAGGGUCUCCUUCCCCAUGGGUAGUCCGGGGAGAUGUCUCACUCGCUUCAGCAGCGCUGACGUUGGCAACACCACUACCCUGCUGCUCAGCGACGGUGGAGAUACGCUUUAUGUUGGAGGCCGCGAUGCUGUGCUGGCGCUGGACGUCAGCCUCGAGGAUGCGAUCAUACUGAGGAACAAGCUGGACUGGAGGCCUUCAGAGAAAGAUCUUGAGCAAUGUUCCAUGAAAGGCAAGAUGUUGACGGACUGUCCUAAUUUUAUCCGCGUGCUGCUGUUCCUGAACGCCACUCACCUCUACGCCUGUGGAACAUUCGCCUUCAGCCCGCGUUGUAUCUACAUUAACUCUGAGACUUUAACUGUGAGUCUCAAGCCUGACGAGGGACGAGGUCGCUGCCCUUAUGAUCCCUACCAGCGAAACACUGCUAUCAUCGUAGACGGAGAGCUGUACACGGGCACUGUGGCUGACUACCGGGGCAAUUGGCCGCUCAUUUCCCGCCACCUCAGCGAAGGUUCCCGCGUGGACCUCAAGCUGGAUGACACGUUAGGAUGGCUGGAAGAUCCGACAUUCAUCAGCUCCACCUACAUUCCGGAGGAGGGAAAAAUCUACUUUUUUUUCAGUGAAGUGGGCCAAGAGUACGACUUCAUCGACAAGUUUGUCGUCUCGCGCGUUUCCCAAGUCUGCACGAGUGACAUUGGAGGGCAGCGGACGCUUCAACGGCGGUGGACCACCUUUGCCAAAGCACAGCUGCUGUGCCAGGCAGACGGCGAGCUCCCAUACAACGUCAUCCAGGACAUUGAUAGUUUGCCAGCAGCUGAGGGCAUGACAGCUGACGACACACUUUUCUAUGGCAUCUUCACCUCGCAGUGGUCGGUCAACUGGGGACUCUCAGCCGUGUGCUCGUUUCGCUUUUCCGACAUCAAGUCGGCAUUCUCUGGCUCCUACAAGGUCCUCAACCGUGACACGCUUCAGUGGAGCACGCGGGUUCAAGAGAGGGUGGCCAACCCGGGAGAGUGUGGCCUGCACAACGCGUCGGACAACGCUUUGCGCUUCGUCAAGGAGAACUUCCUAGCAGAUGAUAGUGUGCGGCCGGCGGGCGGCUCCCCAACGAUGGUGUCCGCCGAGCACCGCUACAGCCACCUGGCCGUUCAGAGAGUCCAGGCGGCCGAUGGCGUGGAUUACGUAGUUCUCUUUCUCCUCACAGAGUCUGGGUACCUUCACAAGGCGGUACUGCUGCAGAAUGGGGCACACAUCGUGGAGGAGGUGCAGGUGUUCCUUAAGCCACAGCCCGUCAAGAACCUGAAGCUGUCCAUACCCAAGGGUCAGAUAUACGUGGGUACAUCUGAGGGCGUGCUCAGGUUCCCGACGGCCAACUGCUCCUUCUAUUGGACCUGCGCUCAGUGCGUCCUCGCCCGGGACCCCUUCUGCGGGUGGGACGCAGCCCAACAGGCUUGCGUGGGCGUCACUGGCGCCCACCUGGGCCAGGACGUAGAAGGGGGCAAUGUGGAGAAGGCGUGCGAGAGCGUGACAUCGAUGCACCGAGCUCGUUUCGGACCAAAUAAUCUGCCUGCUGGCGAGCCAGUGUCUGUGUCGCUGCACGAAGUGGUGCGUCUCCCGUGUCCAGCAGCGUCGCGCCUCUCCCGCCAGUCGUGGGAGCGCCCCAACAGCCGCCUGUCCCCGGACCUCUACCUGCACCUGGAUGACGGCAGCCUGAGUUUCGUGGCCACGCCCGCCACCCUGGGCCACUACCUGUGCCUGUCCGCCGAAAAUGGCUUCCGGCAGACUAUGGCGGUCUACCACGUCAAGCAGAAGAGCGGACCUCUACCUGACCCCUCGCCCGCUCGGCCUCAGACACCCGAGUCCACGCGGACCACCGGUGGGCAACUCGGGCGCAACUUUACUUUAUGGAUGGUGAAAGCGGCCCCCGAAGAGGCAGCCUUCCAGGACGGGGACCCCCUGAUGUCGACACGGACCCCCUCUUACCUUAAGGAGCUGGUGGUCGUGUCGGUCCUUUUAGUGCUUUGCCUCAGCGCUCUUAUCACAAUCCUCCUCUACGUGAUCAAACAGCGCUGGCACAGCCGCACCGCCCCGCAGCAGCUGGCGGCGAAUUCGGACAGACGGACCCCCGCGGAGGAAGAGGCCCUACGGGGGAGCCCGGCGCACAGCAAGCGCAACGGACACGGUCCCCAUACGCUCUCCAAUGGGGCGCUCUCCGCCUCCAAUGGACACUUGCCCAACACUCCUAUCUGA
Molecule: messenger RNA, 2310 nt
Organism: Nerophis lumbriciformis (worm pipefish)
Lineage: Eukaryota; Metazoa; Chordata; Actinopteri; Syngnathiformes; Syngnathidae
Source: RefSeq, a predicted model, not a curated record